Molecule: messenger RNA, 1644 nt
Organism: Canariomyces notabilis
Lineage: Eukaryota; Fungi; Ascomycota; Sordariomycetes; Sordariales; Chaetomiaceae
Product: glycosyltransferase family 4 protein
Exons: 4
Coding region: 1-1644 (547 amino acids)
Biological process (GO): protein N-linked glycosylation
Cellular component (GO): endoplasmic reticulum membrane
Molecular function (GO): GDP-Man:Man(3)GlcNAc(2)-PP-Dol alpha-1,2-mannosyltransferase activity
Source: RefSeq, a predicted model, not a curated record
AUGGACGGCCAACUCCUGUCACACAUUGCAGCUCGCCUGGUUCAGUUCCUAUGCCUAGCGCCGCUGGCCCUCCUCUUCUUACUUCCUCUGCUCUGGCGCGGUGUGGGCGCCCUGCUCGGGUUGUAUCUCCGGAAGAAGGCGGAUGGACGUCGGUGCCAUAUUCUGGAGGUCGCCGAAGCGGAGGAAAAGCAGUACCGGCAGAACAGAAGGACCAGCAGCAGUAGUGGAGAAGCCGGGGACAGUGAUGGGUGGGAGAAGGUGGAUGCGGCGUUGGUCGGAACAGCCAAGAACGGGGCUAAGGGUAACGACGACUGGGAUGGCAUCGUGGGCUUCUUCCACCCCUUCUGCAAUGCCGGUGGAGGCGGAGAGAGGGUCCUCUGGGCCGCCAUCCGGGCUACACAACAACGUUGGCCUCGGGCUAAAUGCGUUGUCUACACUGGCGACCACGAUGUGACCAAGGACGCCAUUCUGGCCAGAAACCGGUUCAAUAUCCACUUGCACCCACCCACCGUCAACUUCCUCUACCUCUCCACCCGCCACUGGGUGCUGGCCUCGACAUGGCCGCGCUUCACCCUUGCUGGCCAAUCCAUCGGCUCGCUCAUCAUGGCUUGGGACGCCUUCUCGCUCCUCGUACCAGACAUUUUCGUCGACACCAUGGGGUACGCCUUCGCCCUUGGACUCUCCAAGUUCCUCUUUCGGGAUGUGCCUACAGCCGCAUAUGUACACUACCCCACCAUCUCGACCGACAUGCUCGAGUCCCUAAACCCGGCUUCGUCCGUUGGCAGGGAGGGCGUCAACGCCGGCCAGGGCGUCGGCGCAAGGGGUGCCGUCAAGAAGCUCUACUGGCGGCUCUUUGCCCAGGCGUACUCGCGCGUGGGCGCGUCUGCCGACAUGGUCAUGACUAACUCGACCUGGACGCAAGGCCAUAUCCAGAAGCUGUGGGGGCCAUUCAGGAAAAGCCAGGGCCCCAUUGCCGUCGUCUACCCGCCCGUUGCCGUUCGCGAACUGGAGAGUGAAGUGGAGGUGUCGCCCGCCACUGAGAGCAAGCGGGAAAAGGUGCUGCUGUACAUUGCGCAGUUCCGCCCAGAGAAAAACCACGCGCUAAUCCUGCAGUCGUUCGCCGAGUUUGUCAAGUCGGGCAGCGAGGCGGCCAAGGAUGCGCGUUUGGUCCUGGUGGGCAGUGUAAGGGAUGAUCAUGAUUCCAAGAGGGUAUACCAGCUGCGCCUGCUGGUCAAUGAGCUUCAUAUUCGCGAGCAAGUCGAGUUCCAUCUGGAUGCGUCGUGGCCUGAGAUUCUCGAAUGGCUGCGCCGUGCGUCGGUCGGCGUCAAUGGCAUGUGGAACGAGCACUUUGGUAUCGGGGUCGUAGAGUACCAGGCUGCCGGGUUGAUUGCGGUGGUACAUAAUAGCGGUGGCCCAAAGUUGGAUAUUGUGGUUGAUGUAGACGGAGAGCCGACCGGAUUCCAUGCCACUACCUCGGCCGAGUUUUCGGAGGGUUAUGAAAAGGCUUUGAGCCUCAAGAAUCCCUAUGCGGUUCGUCAGCGGGCGAGGCAAUCGGCCAAGAGGUUCACCGAGGAGGAGUUCGCCAGGCGGUGGAAGGAGCAGAUGGAGCUGUUGGUGACGCUGAGGGCCAAGCAGAGGGCAUGA